AUGGCUUCGGCAACGGGUGUCCCAGAGGAGAACCCCGCGUUACAAGAGGAAGAACCGCUCCUCGGGCGCCCUGGCGAUGUCACCCAGAAGCCAGGACAAGGGCUGCAGUUCAAUCUGGUCACCGGCACUGCAAUCCUCGCUCAAGCAGGCAUAUGGAUCCUUGCCGCCCUCGUAUGGGCUGCCAUCUUCGAGAACAACUUUAUCUUCUUCUCGUACCAUCCUCUUCUCAACUCGGCCGCCACACUCCUUUUUGUCCAGGGCACGCUCGUGCUGCAGCCGACAGCAUUGCAGAAAGACAAGAUACACGGAACAUAUGCGCAUUCUGUAUUCAAUACGUUGGGAGUAGCAGGCUUGAUCGCAGGCUUGGUGGUUAUUGAGUUGAACAAGGCCUCGCAUCCAGAGACCAGAUUCACCAGUAUCCACGGCAAGCUGGGCCUGGUCGCGUACAUACUCAUUUUCAUUCAAUGGCUCGUUGGGUUUGCACAGUUCUUCGUACCUCGACUGUUUGGCGGCGUCGACAGUGCAAAGGCAAUUUACAAGUACCAUAGAGUAUCAGGGUACGUCCUGCAAGUAUACAUGCUGGCCGUAAUCGCUGCAGCCACGCAGACCGCCUUCAACAAGAACGUUCUGCACAUCAAGCUGUGGGCCGUCAUUGUCGCGAGUGUCUUGGUCUUGGCUGGUGUCCUUCCACGCAUCAAGAAGCAUAAACUUGGAUUGUAG
This is a messenger RNA of Exophiala spinifera, 720 nucleotides long. RefSeq lists its product as uncharacterized. Gene Ontology annotation, molecular function: transmembrane monodehydroascorbate reductase activity. NCBI's taxonomy places the organism in Eukaryota, Fungi, Ascomycota, Eurotiomycetes, Chaetothyriales, Herpotrichiellaceae. The transcript is spliced from 4 exons. The record is from RefSeq and is a predicted model, not a curated record. The coding region runs from base 1 to 720 and encodes 239 amino acids.